AUGUCAACCCAGACCAUCCAAGUCCCCCUCCCAUGUGCCCAGGAGGUAUGGGAAGCGACCACGGAAGCCGCAUGGGAGCAGGCCCACGCAUCGCAUGCAGAGCCAGCCAACUUCCACGACUCUGUAAAAUCCCUCGUCGAGGAGCGCGGCAGCCACCAUCGCGACCCGAUGGACCGCCUUUCGCUGACGCUUUUGCUGCACGGGUUAAUGUCCAUGUGCAACGACAUCGCCCAUUUCGACAACCGCUCGAUCUAUCUCGGCGACAUGGACCACGGCGAGGUAUCAUGGACACCUUGGCGGCGGCGUAUGACCCACGCCUUGGAGACGUGGAAAGCCCGAUAUGAUGUGUACACCAUGGCAUCCGUCCAACAGCGAGAUGGAUGGACGGCGCCGAACUACCGCGAAGAGGACAUCGCCCUGCUUACGCUGUAUCAUACGGCGCAUAUCGUGAUCAACUCCGACAUUCGCCAUCUGCAGGCCGCGGCCGGCGCAAAGGGCAUCUUUGGCCAUAUUGUCAUGCCCGAGGAUCGACAGGAGAGCGCGAACUGGGUAAAGCAGUGGGUGCGCGGCCAGGCGGCGGCGGCGGACCAUGCUGCGUGGCAUGCGGCACAGAUGCUGCGAGAGGGCAUCCUGCAUCUUAAGAAUUGGGAUGUUUAUGGGGUGUUUCAUUACCCGUGGUGUCUGGUUAUUGCGACGCUGACGUGUUGGGCUUUUCAUGCUUUUGGGUCGGCCUCCGAAGAGAGGACACAGUGUGCUCAUGGGAAUGCGUUGUAUACUGAUCAACGAGAGUCUCAGGAGGCGAUGAACCAUAUGGUUUCGCUCAUGGCAUCGGUGUCGCCGGGCAAUAUUAGGCUGGGGAAGUGGCGCCUUGUCGGGAUGAGUGAUUAUGAAUCAUUUUCUGUCAUUCAACUUGUUGACAGACAGCCACAAUCGAUCAUUCCCUCCUUUCGCACUUCCAUACUAUCCACCAUGCCGACAACAUCAACCCCCAUCGUCUUCUACGACAUCGCCAUGCGCCCCCCCACAGAGAAAACCUGCUGCUCACCAAAUCCAUGGAAAGCCCGCUUAGCCCUCAACUUCAAAUCUCGCCCAUACACAACCACAUGGGUGCCUCUACCAGAUGUUAGCAAAGUCCGCCGCAGUCUCAAAGUCCCCGCCUGUCGCAAAUUCGCCGACGGCACGGACUUUUACACCCUACCAAUCAUCGAAGACCCCGCCACGAACUCCCUAGUCGGCGACUCCUUCGACAUCGCCGUUUACCUCCAGAAUACAUACCCAGACGCCGGCGCAGGCGACCUAUUUCCCCCCCAGAAACUCGACUACGUCUGCACGCCGGAGGUCGCGUCGCUUAUUCCGCUCUCGGACUGCUCCGAUAGCCAGUAUCCGGAAUACGCCAAGUUCAACGUUAAUGUCGACGCGGCGUUUACCGCACAUGUGCAACUGGCGCUGCAGGGCUUCCCGUUUGACCCCGCCACGGAGGAGGCCAGCAAGGCGGAGUUUGUGCGCCGCGCGGGAAUGAAGAGCUGGGACGAUUUUGCGCUGGUGGGCGAGGCGCGGGAGAAGGUGAAGGAGUCGUUCCGGAAUACGCUUGGGGAUUUGGCGGAGCUCUUCGCGAGGGACGAUAGUGGACCGUUUCUUCUGGGGAGAACGGCUAGCUAUGCGGAUAUGAUUGUUGAUGCAUGGCUGCGGAUGCUGCAGGCAACGUUGCCGGAGAGUGAAUGGGUGGAGGUGAGGAGUUGGCAUGGGGGGAUUUUUGGGCGGUUGCAUGAUGCUUUGGAUGUAUAUGCGCAGGUGAAGUAG
Messenger RNA from Aspergillus terreus NIH2624, 1800 nucleotides. RefSeq lists its product as uncharacterized. The record is from RefSeq and is a predicted model, not a curated record. The transcript has 3 exons. NCBI's taxonomy places the organism in Eukaryota, Fungi, Ascomycota, Eurotiomycetes, Eurotiales, Aspergillaceae. The coding region runs from base 1 to 1800 and encodes 599 amino acids. Gene Ontology annotation, biological process: DNA-templated transcription. Gene Ontology annotation, molecular function: zinc ion binding; DNA binding.